This is a messenger RNA of Micropterus dolomieu (smallmouth bass), 3030 nucleotides long. RefSeq names its product PRP3 pre-mRNA processing factor 3 homolog (yeast) (gene prpf3). The transcript is spliced from 17 exons. NCBI's taxonomy places the organism in Eukaryota, Metazoa, Chordata, Actinopteri, Centrarchiformes, Centrarchidae. Gene Ontology annotation, biological process: mRNA splicing, via spliceosome. The record is from RefSeq and is a predicted model, not a curated record. Gene Ontology annotation, cellular component: U4/U6 x U5 tri-snRNP complex. Bases 175 to 2304 code for a protein of 709 amino acids.
UGUUCCGGGUCAUGUACUAGAAACGUCGUGUGAACGGCGCGAUCCAAAAGAAACUUUCACGGGAAACUUAGCAGUUUGAGUGUUUUACGGUUCUCAAACUUGAUUGUUUUUGUUUUACUUUUAUAACGUAAGCCGCCUGACAAAGGAGAAAGGCAGAAUCGAAAGGAUUGGAGGAUGUCUCUUCCUAAACGGGAGAUGGAAGAGUUGAGGCCAUGGGUGGAGCGCACUGUGAAGAAGGUGCUGGGUUUCUCAGAGCCCACGGUGGUUACUGCGGCUUUGCAUUGUGUUGGAAAGGGACUGGACAAAAGAAAGACCAUAGACCAGUUGCGUCCCUUCCUUGAUGACUCUGCUGGAGGUUUUGUGGAACGUCUUUUUGAAGCUUUGGAGGAAAGCCGGAGUGCCCGUGGCAACAAAGGAGCAGGAGAAAAGAACCGCAAGAGAGACCUCAAGGAUGUGUUUGGUGAUGAGGCUGAAACAGGCGCAGUGCGAGAAACUCCAGAGAUAGGAGAUGUGACAGUUGCCAAGCGGAAACGGGUCCCUCGCUUUGAGGAGGUGGAAGAGCCUGAGGUCAUACCUGGACCUCCAUCUGAGAGCCCUGGCAUGCUCACCAAAAUGCAGAUAAAACAGAUGAUGGAAGCGGCCACAAAACAGAUAGAAGAGAGGAAGAAACAACUGAGCUUUGGAUCUUCAGCCCCUGCUGGACAACGGUUGCCUCUUCCCACACCACAGUCACAAAUGGAAAGCCCUCCAGUCUCACGGCUUCUUGGCACUUCUGCAGCUGCAGGUGGCGCCUCAUCUAUCGCCCCCUCCCAGGCUGCCAGCUUCAUGAAUGACGCUAUCGAGAAGGCCCGCAAGGCUGCUGAGUUACAGGCCCGCAUCCAAUCCCAGUUAGCAAUGAAACCUGGUAUCCUUGGAGCCCUGGGGAACACUGGGCCUCACAACCUUGUGGCACUAGCUAAUCUACAUGCAAUGGGAAUUGCCCCACCGAAAGUAGAAGCCAAGGAGGUGAACAAGCCAACGCCUCUUAUUCUGGAUGACAAGGGAAGAACUGUAGAUGCAAGUGGCAAAGAGGUUGAACUCACGCACCGCAUGCCCACACUGAAAGCUAACAUUCGAGCGGUAAAGAGGGAGCAGUUCCGUCAGCAGCUGAAGGAGAAACCUGGGGAGGACUUAGAGUCCACGUCCUACUUCGACCAGCGUGUGCCUAUUACGCCAGCUCAGCGCCCUCGCAGGAGCUUCAAAUUCCAUGACCAGGGGCGUUUUGAGAAGAUUGCUCAGAGAAUUAGAACUAAGGCGCAGUUGGAAAGGCUGCAGAGUGAGAUUGCCCAGGCAGCAAAGAAGACAGGAAUCCAGGCAUCCACCAAGCUGGCACUGAUUGCCCCCAAAAAAGAGAUUGGAGAAUGGGAGGUGCCCAACAUUGAGUGGUGGGACUCCUUCAUCCUGCCUUCCAACAUAGACAUAACACCUGACACAAAAUUUGAAGAGCUGGAACUCUUUGGUGUGACCAACCUGGUAGAACAUCCUGCCCAAAUCAGCCCUCCAGUUGACACAGAUAAGCCAGUAACGCUGGGUGUAUACCUGACAAAGAAAGAACAGAAGAAAUUGAGAAGACAGACCCGUAGGGAGGGACAAAAAGAAGUUCAAGAGAAGGUUCGUCUGGGACUGAUGCCUCCACCAGAGCCCAAAGUUCGCAUCUCCAACCUGAUGAGAGUGCUGGGGACGGAGGCGGUUCAGGACCCCACGAAGGUAGAGGCCCACGUCAGAGCACAGAUGGCCAAGAGACAGAAGGCUCAUGAGGAGGCAAAUGCAGCCCGUAAGCUCACAUCGGAGCAGAGGAAAGAGAAGAAGGUCAAGAAGUUAAAAGAAGACGUCACGAAUGGUGUUCAUAUUGCAGUGUACAGGAUCCGUAACCUGCAAAAUCCUGCUAAGAAGUUUAAAGUGGAGGCCAAUGCCAACCAGCUGUACCUGACGGGCACAGUAGUUUUGCACAGAGAUGUCAACCUUGUUGUGGUGGAGGGAGGCCCUAAAUCACAGAAAAAGUUCAAGAAGCUGAUGAUGCACAGAAUCAAAUGGGAGGAACACAACAGUAAAAGAGAUGAUCCAGAUGGUGAUGACGAUACAAAGAGGAACAACAAGUGCUAUUUGAUUUGGGAGGGCACAGCUAAAGACCGUAGUUUUGGCGACAUGAAGUUCAAGCAGUGCCCCACAGAGAGCAUGGCCAGAGAACACUUCAAGAAACACGGCACAGAACACUACUGGGAUCUAGCUCUUAGCCAGAGCGUGUUGGACGGCACAGAUGAUUGAAAGCUGCCUGGAGAGCAUGUAGUUUGAGUCAGCGGCCCCCUCUACAGACCCGCAGCCUCACAGCCAGGUGGCCCUCACUGCUGCCUUCAACUGGGGACAGACUUAAUCAAGAGACUUGAACAUAGAAAAGGAGGAACAAUAAAAACCUGUGUGGAUGUUUUUGCAAGAAUGUGUAACAGAUCAGGGUUGCUGUAGGACAGUAUAUGUGUGUAUGCCUGCAUCAGUGUUCAUCUCUUCGGUGGUAGGCUAUUCUGUCAGGUAUCGUGUUAUUUGUUAUUGAAUAAGAUCUGACAGAUUGCACUGUGUGAUGUAAAUCACUUAACCAAGGCUUUAUGUGAUGAGGAGAAAUGGUGUCAGAUUAUGUCAUUUUUGUGAUGAAACCCCUUUCCCACAUAUGACAAUAAUCCCUGUUUGAGUAAAGCAGUUAAUAAAAAAAUUUAAAAAAACACCCCAUCAGUGAAUAACUGCUAAACCAUUUAGGUAAACCUUGAAGAAUUCCGAGGUAAUGUUACAACAUUGUUAAACGUUAUUUUAGUCAAUACAGGUACAUUAAAGAUAAUUUCAGAACAUUUUUUUUUGUUUGAGAAACGAGAAAAUCUUUCAGUCACCUGUAGCUAUAUUUCUCUGUAACGUUACACCGCCUUAAAUAAACAACAUUUAACCGACUUCUGUCCAUUUUCCCGUCAGUUGGGAUCGUGUCCGCUGAUUAAACUACUUAAACUAUUA